Molecule: messenger RNA, 831 nt
Organism: Strongylus vulgaris
Lineage: Eukaryota; Metazoa; Nematoda; Chromadorea; Rhabditida; Strongylidae
Source: the annotation of a GenBank genome assembly
AUGAAAGUAGAAAAGAAACUUGAAACUCGCAAACACUCGAAGUUAAAAAUGGAGAUAGCAAUUCUCAAGCUCGUAUCUCAAGAACGGAAACAAUCACAUUUCACUACGAUUAUUGAUCGAGGGAAAAAGGAGACGUACUUUUUUCUUGUCAUGGAGUUAGUAGGAAAAAGUUUAGCCGAUUUGAAAAAUCAACGACCAGGACGAGUUUUCAGCGUUUCUACUGGAUUGGGAGCUUCCACACAAUGUUUGGAAGCCUGCGAGGAUCUUCACAAAUACGGAUUUAUCCAUCGCGACUUAAAGCCGGCUAAUUACGCCUGCGGAUUGAGGGAGAAAAAGCGCGUGAUUUACAUUCUCGACUUUGGCAUCGCACGAAGGAUUCUGAACGACAAAGGAGAGUUGAAAACACCACGGAUGACUGUAAAAUUCAAGGGUACAAUUCCAUUUGCAUCAAUAUCCUGUCAUAGAAACACGGAAAUGGGACCAAAAGAUGAUUGUGAAUCGUGGUUCUACUUGCUACUUGACAUAACAGUGCCUCAGGGGCUAUUAUGGAAAGCUUACAGCGAAAAGAACGAGGUUUUGCGAAUGAAAGAGGAAAUACGAAGAGAAAAACGAGAAGCACAAUUUGGGAAUAUGAGAUGCAAGGAAGAGCUUGGAAAGAUUAUAGACUAUUUAGACACAUUACAUUAUCACGAUCAUGUUGACUAUUCCUAUAUAUAUAAACUUCUAGAAGAGGGAGCUAUAGUAAGUGGUGGAAAUGUUAAUAAUCCAUAUGACUGGGAAGUCGAGACGGCAAGAGGCACACCAAGAAAGACUGGCCUAUAUCAAGCCUAG